Molecule: messenger RNA, 3049 nt
Organism: Pundamilia nyererei
Lineage: Eukaryota; Metazoa; Chordata; Actinopteri; Cichliformes; Cichlidae
Gene: glyctk
Product: glycerate kinase
Exons: 7
Coding region: 741-2315 (524 amino acids)
Biological process (GO): protein phosphorylation
Cellular component (GO): cytoplasm
Molecular function (GO): glycerate kinase activity
Source: RefSeq, a predicted model, not a curated record
UGCUUACCAAAUGCAGUUUAGGAGUUAAAAGCUUAUUGUCUUUUUUUUAAAAGCUCUACCGUAGUCGAGUUUGUUUUAGAAUGUCUGUUUUUAAAAAGCAAAGCCUUCUUGCAUUCGCAUUAGCACUUUCUGGCUGUCACCGUUAGCCUUGUGUGUUUAUCAGUUGGGUCCAGUUAUCUGGCAGCCUCUAGAUUUGCAGGAUGGACGCAGAAGUGAAGAAGAAAGUACCAACGACAGUUUUGUCCUCACAGAAAGACAAGUCCACGGGCUUAAAGACGGGUGUGGCUACACAAGAGGCUGCUUUGUUUAACAGCAAUGAACAAAGUAUGGGUAUCACUGAGUUUAAUGCAAUCUGUGGCAGAAAAAAAUCAAAUUACAACAAAAACGACUUAAUGCGCAGCUGCAGUGUCAGCACUUUCAUGUGGCAUGUUAUCCUCUGAAGUCAAUCAUUACACCAAAGGUACACAACUCCAGCCAGUGUCUGGCCAGAUUGUUGCCACACUGCCUAACCUCUGAGCUGGAGUCCAAACGCAGCAGGCUUCCACAGGGAAACACCAGCUUCAUAUGACAUUUGCAACCUUCUCGGGUAGGCAGCCUCGUGACUCUACUGAAACACAAACCUAAAUGCAUUUAUUCAUCAGACUUGACCAUAAACAAGACUUACAAGAAGUGUGAUGACUGAACAACACAAAACAAGCUCUUAAAAAAGGACAUUUCUGCUCAGAUCCACUGAAUUAUCAAUGGCCCGUGUUCUUUCAUUGUUCCGGUCUCAGCCUUUUCUGCAUCUUGUGGCGAGGAGAAAACCCACGUUCUGCAAAAUGUCAAUGGACACGCGGGCACGUGAAGUGUUUGCAGCUGCAGUGGAAGCCGUGCAGCCAGAUACUGUGGUCUGUCAAAGUAUUGAGCGCAAGGAGGACUCUGUUGUUAUUGAUGGUCGCACAUUCACGCUCAAACACAACCUGCACUUGGUGGGCUUUGGAAAAGCUGUGCUGGGAAUGGCCGCUGAGGCAGAGAGGAUUGUGGGUGAUCAUUUAGUGAAAGGAGUCAUAAGUGUGCCACAUGGGAUUCAGCAGACAUUACAGCAGCAUGGGAAAGACCAUCUGCUGCUGAAAGAAAACAGCCGCAUCAAAGUAAUAGAGGGAGCUAAACACAACUUGCCUGAUCCGGAUGCCCAGAAGGCAGCUGAGGAGAUCAAGCAUUUAGUCAGUGAGCUGACAGAGAAAGACUUGCUUCUUGUACUGAUUUCAGGUGGGGGCUCUGCAUUGCUACCUGCACCCAUCCCGCCAAUCACCUUGCAAGAAAAGCUAGAUGUUACCUGCAGACUUGCAGGUGCUGGUGCGACUAUUCAGGAGCUGAACACCAUACGUCGUGCCCUUUCGUUGUUAAAGGGUGGAGGGCUUGCACAUCAUGCUCACCCUGCACAGGUUGUUGCACUGAUACUAUCUGAUGUGAUCGGGGAUCCUAUUGACAUGAUAGCUAGUGGCCCCACAGUGAUGAGUCGGGUGUGGCCUGAGGAAGUUUUGUCAAUCCUUGAGCGUUACAAGCUGUUAAACUUGCUUCCGACAUCAGUAAAGGAAGUCCUUGACAAACCGAAUUCUAGGUGGAAAGAGAAUAAGGAGGAAUCUGAUACAUCGGGACAUGUUCUCAAUGCUGUGAUUGGCUCCAACGGUGUUGCCCUUAAACACGCUGGUCUCCGUGCUCGAGAGCUGGGCUUCCUCCCUGUAGUCCUUUCGCCAAGUGUGUGUGGAGAUGUGCGGUCUGUGUCUAGACUCUACGGCCUGCUGGCCCGCUUUGCCUGUUCUCGAGAGGAACCUCCUCCUGACAUUGCCACUGAGGUGCUGAAGCUGGGCCCUGAAGUUGGUGUGGAGAGCUGGGACCUCUGCCGUACAAUGCAGGUUUUAGAAAAAGGGCGUACAGAGGGAUGGGGUGCCACAUGUCUGUUAGCUGGAGGCGAACCCACUGUGGAGCUAACAGGCAAAGGCCGAGGUGGUCGGAACCAGGAGCUGGCUAUGCGAGUGGGGCUGGAACUGAGAAGCUUAGGGCUUUCGCCUAAAGGGCCAGUCUUUCUGAGUGGGGGCACUGAUGGUCAGGAUGGACCCACUGAGGCAGCAGGGGCGAUUACUGAUGGUGGUUUGUACGAUGAAGCGAAAGCUCAGGGCCUGGACAUCGACAACUUCCUUAUCAACAAUGAUUCUUACACGUUUUUUUCUCGUCUUUCUGGUGGGCAGCAAUUACUCGUACCCGGCCUAACUUGCACGAAUGUAAUGGAUGUGCACAUGCUACUGAUUCCAGCUAUUCCUAUUAUCAUCAGAUAAUCCCAAAACACAAAAAAAUUAAAGGAAACUAUGAAGACAUUUUUGCACCAUAUUUAUGAAUCUAAUGAAGGAUUGUUGGUAUUGGUAAAUAAAGAUGUAAUUGGAAAAAAACAGACAUAUAUGUAAAAGCAUUACAACGCAAACAGUAAAUGAAGAAGUGUGAGGGUGGGGGUUAGUACUGACGUCUCACAACAAAAAAAGCUCCCGGGUUUCUUUAUGGAGUCUGUUGGUUCUCCCAGUGUCUUCUUGGGUUCUCUGUGGGUACUCCAGCUCCCUCCCACAUCUUACAAGGACUGAGUACAUAAUUUAAAUUUCUGGAAAUACACACUGCCAUUAUAAUAGUAAUAAAAACACUUGUACAGUUUAAAAAUCUCCACCAUCCUUCAGUAGUUUUAAUUAGAUGUUUUUGGAUGUUUGGUUACAGUUGUUCUAUUUUUUUUCUUUUUUCUUUAGUUUUUUUGUUGUUAUUUUUAAUUUAUUAUAGUUGCCUGAGUGGUUUUACUCAUUUUAGUUACAGUUUGAAUAAGUUUAGUUUUGACCAGUUUCAGUAUUAGUUUUAAGUCAUUUCUUUAAUUAUUAAGGCAUGAUUUAGUAAUGGUAUUAAAAUAAAAACAAUAACUUUUUGACUUAACUCAAAGUCUUUUACACGUCCUAAUAUGUUCAUCAAAGCCUCAUCAGGCAAGUUGUGGUAAAAACAUUUUAGUAACUAAAGUAAUUAAUUUUAAAACCGAAGA